UCCCCGAGUCGUUGAGCGCAGGUCGCCCAGGUGGCAGAGAGAGCCCAGUCCCCAGUGUGCGGCCGGGUGAGCGUCCCGCGGGGCUGCGCGGGACCGACCCCCGUGUCAAAGGGGAUGGCGGCAGGCCGUUCCUCCCAUCCCUGCUGCACGCCCACCCCCCAAAAUACUAAUGCAGCGCUUACCAGAAGCAGUGGCCUCUUGAUUGGAUCAACGGUCUGUGUUAUAGUUGACCUGUGAGAAUUACCUGGUGUUUUCCGAAAACUUGAUGAUAUGCGUGAUAAAAUGAGGAAAUGGAGGGAAGAGAACUGCAGGAACAGUGAACAGAUAGUAGACGUUGGAGAAGAGUUAAUCAAUGAAUAUGCAUCUAAACUUGGAGAUGACAUUUGGAUAAUAUAUGAACAAGUGAUGAUUGCUGCCCUGGACUGCAGUAGAGAUGAUUUGGCAUUGUUUUGUCUUCAGGAGCUAAGACGUCAGUUUCCUGGGAGCCACAGAGUUAAACGAUUAACUGGGAUGAGAUUUGAAGCUAUGGAAAGGUAUGAUGAUGCUAUUCAGUUAUAUGAUAGAAUUUUACAAGAGGAUUCUACUAACACGGCAGCAAGAAAGCGUAAGAUUGCCAUUCGAAAAGCCCAGGGGAAAAAUCUCGAGGCCAUCCGAGAGCUGAAUGAGUAUCUGGAACAAUUUGUUGGAGACCAGGAAGCUUGGCAUGAACUUGCAGAACUUUACAUCAAUGAACAUGACUAUGCAAAGGCAGCCUUCUGCUUAGAAGAGCUUAUGAUGACUAAUCCACACAACCACUUAUAUUGUCAACAAUAUGCUGAAGUUAAAUACACUCAAGGGGGGCUUGAAAACCUUGAGCUAUCAAGAAAGUAUUUUGCGCAAGCACUGAAGCUUAACAACAGAAAUAUGAGAGCUUUGUUUGGACUUUACAUGUCUGCCAGCCAUAUUGCUUCCAAUCCAAAAGCAAGUGCAAAAAUGAAAAAAGAUAAUAUGAAAUAUGCCAGCUGGGCAGCUAACCAAAUAAACAGAGCAUACCAGUUUGCAGGUCGCAGUAAGAAAGAAACUAAAUAUUCAUUGAAGGCAGUGGAAGACAUGUUGGAGACCCUGCAAAUCACUCAGUCUUAGGUUGGCACAGAGAUACAAUAUCACAUUUUCCGGUUCCAUGAUCAACUUGUAAUGACAUAUGGGUUAUGUUACUCUAGUGCUGUUAAAAGUUAAUUUUGUAUUGAUUAAUGUGCUAUCUAAAAUAAUGUUUUCUGAAAACUAAAAUGCCUCUUUAUUGCUGCUAUGAGAAAUGUGAUGAAUACCCACUGAAAUGACUUGUAACUGAAAUAACUUAUUCAUACAGACAACAUAAGAAAUUACAUGCGUUGCACGUCAGUCUCUUCAGAUUUUUGUAUCUACAAUACCUGCUUUUAAGCCAUAAUUUGUAGAAAUAAACUUGUUAAAUGAUUUAAAAAAAAAACCCAGUGAUUUAUUGGAUUUGCAGUGGAAAUUAUGAGUUUAUAGAUGUAGAUGAGUAACGUAUCUUAGAAACUUUGGUCAUAUUUAUGUAUUUAAGAAUAAAAGCGUGCUACGGGUGCCCACUUUCUGGUAAAUGUUUACCUUGCAGCAAGGUGUGACUAUGAAUACACUUUGUUAGAGAAAAAAAAUAUGUUAACUGUUUUAUCAAUCAGUUGAUAUCCCGUAUUGUGGAAAUGGAGAAAACUUAUUUGCGUGCUUUGCUUCAGAGGUGCUGUUAUACUGGCUUAAGGCCAAAGACAUUCUUCUCUGUGGCUUUGUGGGCAAAUGCUUCCAUACACACAUAGUUCUCCAAUCAGUAAGUGCAUAUGCACUUUUUUAUUCCUUCUCUAUGUCCUUUGUUGCACAGGUGUUCCACAUCAUGAAUUUGAAAACCAUCUGAACUCAGGGCUGCGUGUUAAUUUUGUGGGUACGAUAUGGGUAACCUUCACUGUGUGUAAGCUGUGGCAUAUUAGCUUCUCCACAGUCACCAAGUAUUGCUGCACUGUAAAGAUGAGACAGCUUGUUCAGCUGCCUUGCACUUACUGGAGGAUAAAAGUCUGUUUAUACCAUUUGCAUGAAGCAUCUAG
Messenger RNA from Colius striatus (speckled mousebird), 2087 nucleotides. It is a transcript of the gene EMC2, whose product is annotated as ER membrane protein complex subunit 2. NCBI's taxonomy places the organism in Eukaryota, Metazoa, Chordata, Aves, Coliiformes, Coliidae. The coding region runs from base 271 to 1122 and encodes 283 amino acids. The record is from RefSeq and is a predicted model, not a curated record. Gene Ontology annotation, biological process: protein folding in endoplasmic reticulum. Gene Ontology annotation, molecular function: protein binding. The transcript is spliced from 11 exons. Gene Ontology annotation, cellular component: EMC complex.